Messenger RNA from Eimeria mitis, 2406 nucleotides. RefSeq lists its product as uncharacterized. The coding region runs from base 1 to 2406 and encodes 801 amino acids. NCBI's taxonomy places the organism in Eukaryota, Apicomplexa, Conoidasida, Eucoccidiorida, Eimeriidae. The record is from RefSeq and is a predicted model, not a curated record. The transcript has 5 exons.
AUGGAGCUUCUCUAUGACAACCCCUAUGCUGCUGCAGAUGGGGGACUAGGUGGCGGUGCAGCAGCAGCAGCAGCAGCAGCAGCAGCAGGAGCAGCAGGAGGAAGAGAAGCAGCAGCAGAGUUUCUAGAUGGUCAGCAGCAGCAGCAGCAGCUGCAGCAAGAACUGCCGCAUUUGCUGCAGCUCUGCUGCAGCAGAGGAGGAUUCAGCCUGUCCCCUCUGCAGCGCCUGUCUCCUCCUAGCAGCAGCAACUGUCUCCUCCCCAUCACCAUGGAGCUUCUCUAUGACAACCCCUAUGCUGCUGCAGAUGGGGGACUAGGUGGCGGUGCAGCAGCAGCAGCAGCAGCAGCAGCAGCAGCAGGAGCAGCAGGAGGAGAAGCAGCAGCAGAGUUUGUAGAUGGUGCUGUGCAGUUGCUGUGCUGCUGCUGCUGCUGCGCUGCUGGAGUUCUCUAUCAAUACAGAGACAGAGACAAAUAUAUACAGGGAGAUAUCUUGCUGCUGAGGAGGAGGAGACAGAAUGCGAGACAGAAAACAACAACCCAGGAGACACACACACCGGGCGGGGCCGGGAUCGGGAUCGUGGUGGUGGUGGUGGGGAUCGGGAUCGUGUUGAUGGCGGUGGAGGUGGAGAUGAUGGAGACACUGGGGACGGGGAUCGAGAUGAUGGGGAUCGGGAUCGAUAUGCAGGUGAAGGGGAUCGAGGUGGAGAUGAAGGGGAUCGAGAUAAAGGGGACGGGGAUCGAGAUAAAGGGGACGGGGAUCGAGAGGAAGGGGACGGGGAUCGAGACUGGAGACACUGGGGACGGGGAUCGAGAUGAUGGGGAUCGGGAUCGAUAUGCAGGUGAAGGGGAUCGAGAUGGAGACGCCGGGGACGGGGAUCGAUAUGGAGAUGAUGGGGAUCGAGAAGGAGACGCCGGGGCCGGGGAUCGAGAUGGAGAUGAAGGGGACGGGGAUCGAGAGGAAGGGGACGGGGAUCGAGAUGGAGAUGCUGGGGAUCGAGAUGCAGGUGAAGGGGAUCGAGAAGGAGACGCCGAUGGAGACGGGGAUCGAGAUGGAGAUGCUGGGGAUCGAGAUGGAGAUGCUGGGGAUCGAGGUGGAGAUGCCGGGGAUCGAGAUGGAGAUGAAGGGGAUCGAGAAGGAGACGCUGGGGCCGGGGAUCGAUAUGGAGAUGCCGGGGAUCGAGAUGGAGACGGUGGGGCCGGGGAUCGAGAUGGAGAAGAAGGGGAUCGAGGUGGAGAUGAAGGGGAUCGAGAUGGAGAUGCCGGGGAUCGAGAUGGAGACGAUGGGGAUCGGGAUGGAGAUGUAGAUGGGGGGGAUGAAGGUAGCGGUGGAGAAGAAGGGGAUCGAGACGCCGAUGGAGACGGGGAUCGAUAUGGAGACGCAGGAGACGGGGAUCGAGGUGAAGGGGAUCGGGAUCGAGAUGGAGAUGCUGGGGAUCGAGAUGGAGACGACAGGGAUCGAGAUGGAGAUGCUGCUGGAGGCGGGGAUCGAGAUGGAGAUGAAGGGGAUCGAGAUGGAGAUGAAGGGGAUCGAGAUGGAGAUGCUGGGGAUCGAAAUGGAGACGACAGGGAUCGAGAUACAGGUGAAGGGGAUGGAGAUGGAGAUGAAGGAGACGGGGAUCGAGAUGGAGAUGGAGACGCGGGAGACGGGGAUCGAGAUGGAGAAGGGGAGGAGGAUGGGGAUCGAGUUGGGGAUCGGGCUGGUGAUGGGGAUGGUGAUGGAGAUGGAGAAAGUAAAGAGACAGAGACAGUUGAUGGAGAAGGAAAAGAGACAGAGACAGAAGAUGGAGAAAGUAAAGAGACAGCAGAUGGAGAAGAUAAAGAGACAGAGACAGCAGAUGGAGAAAGUAAAGAAACGGAGACAGUUGAUGGAGAAAGUAAAGAGCCAGAAGAUGGAGAAGAUAAAGAAACGGAGACAGCAGAAGAAGGUGAAGAGGCGGAGACAGUAGAUGGAGAAAGUAAAGAGACAGAGACAGCAGAUGGAGAAAGUAAAGAAACAGAGACAGCAGAUGGUGAAGGUAAAGAGACAGAGACAGCAGAUGGAGAAAGUAAAGAAACGGAGACAGUUGAUGGAGAAGGUAAGGAGACAGAAGAUGGAGAAGAUAAAGAAACGGAGACAGCAGAAGAAGGUGAAGAGACGGAGACAGUCGAUGGAGAAAGUAAAGAGACAGAGACAGCAGAUGGAGAAAGUAAAGAGACGGAGACAGCAGAUGGAGAAAGUAAAGAGACAGAAGAUGAAGGUGAAAAGACAGAGACAGCAGAAGGAGAAGGUAAAGAGACAGAGACAGCAGAAGGAGAAGGUAAAGAAACGGAGACAGCAGAAGGAGAAAGUAAAGAAACGGAGACAGCAGAAGGAGAAGGUGAAGAGACGGAGACAGUAGAUGGAGAAGACAGUAGAUGGAGAAGGUAA